This is a messenger RNA of Aspergillus affinis, 1998 nucleotides long. RefSeq lists its product as uncharacterized. The coding region runs from base 1 to 1998 and encodes 665 amino acids. The transcript has 4 exons. The record is from RefSeq and is a predicted model, not a curated record. NCBI's taxonomy places the organism in Eukaryota, Fungi, Ascomycota, Eurotiomycetes, Eurotiales, Aspergillaceae.
AUGUCGCGUGCCGAGCACACCCAAGAGCAGGCCAAGCCUAUACUCCGUCUAAGACCAGAAAAUUUAGAUUUACCAGAGCCUCUGAAUGUACCGAGAGUUGCCAGAAACUCUUCGCUUGAUGGUCCGUGGACACGAUAUCCAACCGCUGUCCGAGAAGCAACGUCCUAUGGGCAACACGCUUUAGGAACCAACAUGCAGGAAUACCGAGAAAAUUGGAGCAAGAAAAAAGCAGAGAAGGAAGAGUAUGUCAAGAGGCUCAAGACAGAGAAACGAUUGCAUGAGAUGGAAUUACAUGAUGUCUUCGUAAUGUGGCCAUCAGUGGAUAUGAUGCAAACAGAUGGCUGGACAGAUGCCAAGAUCGAGUCGGCCGUAAAUCUAUACUACGCCGGUGCUCCAUUUUUCCUGGUACCCAACUGGCCCGUAGAACCGAGAAUGAUUGAGCGGUUUGGUCCUGAAUGGGGUCUUCAUGCGCGGGGCAUUUACUACCGCCAACACUUUUCGAAGCAGUGGGUAACGUCGGACUGCGAUCUCUGGGUGCCAUCUCUCGAUGAUAUUGACUGGGCCCAUUCAGACGAGUCUAGUCGCCGCGCGAGAGCAAAGACUUUUCUCGGUCAUGUCUCUAACAAUGAGAGAUGGAAAAAGAGUGAAUACGCCUGGGAAGCUGACGCCUGGGCUGAUGUUUUCGACCGAAUGAGAAAAGACCCCGUGCUAACGGUUGAUAAGCAUGAAUACAAUACUAUCAAGCAGAAGAGAGAUCCAGUAACGUGUCUACUCGCCGGUGAACCGAAAUUCGUCAAACGAAUCCCCGAUGCAACCUUUGGGCUCGCGACCUUUAAGCCAACAGACUAUCAAUGUACAUGGGCGGAAUGGGAUCUCGACCAUGACAGGCUAGAGGCACUCGCUCUUCACCGGCAUUGUGGCCUUAUUGCGGAUCCGCGUUGGGGCGGUGCGGACCUGGUCUUUCCCUUUGCAACAUACGAGGCCAAAGGUUGGAGUGGAGAUGCCAGAGAAGCACGCAGGCAAGGUUGUUCCGCCGGUGCAGUGUAUCUCGAUCUGCUGGACGCUCUGACCCGGCAACCCGGAAAAUUGGGCAAGAAGAAGGGGCAUUAUCAGCCGGCUAGGACUCGCCUCAACCAAGUUUUCGUAUUAACAUCGUUUGGGGCCCAUUGGAAUAUUCUAGUUGGCUAUAAGAGACCUCGACUCGCAAAAGAGUACGCAGGACACGAGGGCCUCAGUGACUCCGUCUAUAUAUUCCAAAAUAUCUGGAGCGGUCGUGUGAUGACCCAGCGAAAAGCAUGGGAGCUCCUUUGUCUGGUCGAUCAGAUACAUCUCUGGGGGGUAACCGACUUCAGAGACUCCGUGAUGCAGUGUGUCAGACCGUGGCAUGAAUUUGGCAGAAUCUGCUAUGCUCACGACGUAUCCUUUCUUAGUCGAUACCUCAAGACUGACAGAAUCACACACGAAAGAAAAAAAUACCAGAUUCUACCCGAGGCUGCCGUUAAAAUUGGAGACUGGGCUCAGUACUUCACAGCGGACGCACGAAAGGAAUUGCAAAAAAGCCUUUCCCAUCAUUUCAGGGAAGCAUACCGACGAGACCUGCCUGCCAUAUCCCAUAAUUGGCCGGCGAGCUUCUCUUGCCUCUUAGAUGAUUGUGGCCCCUUCGGUAAUCCCGGAUACCCUUUGGUUUCCAAAGAGCACCUGGUGACUCACUUUCGUGAAAUACAUGGGGAGGAUGACGCAGCUAUAGCUUCCAUGCAGUCUUUAUGGGACGAGGCGGAGGAGUCUGAGACCGAAGUGAAUUCCCCUCCGAAGCUAGGAAGGAAAAGACAGGGAGAUGAUGAUCUGAGUCCAUGCACAAAGCGGUAUAAGCUCAAUUCUAAUGAGGAUUUCAACUUUAAACACACUGUCAGUUUUUUGGACUUCCGUCGGAGGCGCAGAGGUGCGCUCGAUCAACAGAUUGAGUAUGUUUUUGACAAAGAGGCCUUAAUCAAGCUGUAG